Saccostrea echinata is the source of this 2882-nucleotide messenger RNA. RefSeq lists its product as uncharacterized. NCBI's taxonomy places the organism in Eukaryota, Metazoa, Mollusca, Bivalvia, Ostreida, Ostreidae. The record is from RefSeq and is a predicted model, not a curated record. The coding region runs from base 134 to 2806 and encodes 890 amino acids. The transcript has 5 exons.
UAAAAACCCAUGUAAACAGGCUUUCUCAAACACGGAAUCCAAUAUACAUGAUUUUGAAACUGAUGCUACUGAUUAUUUUGACAGUGAAGACGAAUACUUUGAAACAUACAGAAACAACUUUGAGGACAGUUCGAUGUUUACUUUCCAUGGAAUGAUUCAUUCUCCAUCCUCAACAUCUGCAGAAAAUGGACGAUACAGUCAAGGCGUAUCACAGUACAAUAACAUGCCAGUGUUUGUGACAUCCUUGCAGAAAUUUGCAAAAGACAAUGGAUUUACAGUCCAUAAUGUUAUGGCAGAUGGAAACUGUCUUUUCAGGGCCAUCAAUGAUCAGCUUUCUGUUAACGGAAUCUUUGGUAACUCUCCUGAGUCACUACGGAAAAACACUAUCAAUUUUCUUCGGGAAAAUCCGUAUCAAGAAGAUGGUUCACACACUGAGUCGUUCCUUUUCACCGAAAACUGGGAACAAUACUUGUCGAGAAUGGAACAAAGUACAGAAUGGUGCGAUCACGUCAUAUUUAAGGCUGCUGUUGACGCCUUAGGUCUACGAGUUGUGGUUUUUAAUGUUUAUGAGGACGACAUUAGACGAACAGAGGUUUUAUCAAGAAAACAAUCAGUUGACACCAUAACCGUUUAUCUUGGUCACUUUGGAGAAUUUCACUACCUUAGUUUAAGACCCAAGAAUUGGGAGAAAGAAUGGCAAUACAAAGCACUAAUAUUAAGACAUCAAUUACUCAUCAGACAAUUUGAGAGUCUAAAAAUUCAAAGUGAUGAGAAAAACGGCGUAGAAGACUUACUCAAAAUAACAUCAAAUUGUGACUUCAAAACAGAAAUACAAACUGACUGGAAUUACUCAGAAAAGUUCGGAUACACAGUAUGUCCCGUUUAUGGUUUGAAAGACCUAGAAAUGGAAGAAGAUGAAGAAUCGCUGAAUCGUCUCGUCGAGGAUCCAUUUUACGUUGAUACACGAACAGGACUUCCACUUCAACAUUUAGCCUAUCUCAUAAAGCAUUUGAUUCCUCCUAUGAUGGCUCUUGUUAAUUCCCAUGCACUUCCACCAGUACAAAAGGAUGGGGUGGUGUUUCAGUAUUUAGGAUCAUUUGCUACGGGAACCUAUGCAUUCUUAAAAGAUAUUAUUCGAGGAUACACGUCACGAAAUCUUGUUAAGAAAGAUGCCACUGUAGUUGCUUUAAGACCGCUUACACCGGCAAUUUUAAUUGAUACAAAGAAUACACAUCCAGGUUUUCUACGAUUAAAAGUUCUAUCUAUGUCGCAUUUAUUCCCAGAGAAAAGUUUGCAUAGAUGUGAGAAUGAUGUUUUCUUAAAAAGAUUAGAUGUCCCUGAGAAUAUGUCUUUACCGGAGAGGUCAGAAAGAUGUUUUAUGGGAUUCAGUAGUGCUGAGUUUCCACUAGCUGCAGAUGAGUGGCGAAAUAGACAAAGGAAAUUCAAAUGGCCACCACACGAUGUAGUUUCUGCUAUUCACAAUGCAGGCUGUACCUUAAUUCCAAAACAUCACCCAAAGAGUUGUAAUCCAGAUAUAGAGUGGAAAUUUAACUUCACAAACUCUGAAGUAAUAAUCUUUACAAGAGCUGUUACAAACAAGCAACGUCGCGGAUUUUUCCUACUACAAAUGCUUAUCAAUUACAGUACAUGUCAUUUUGGAUGCAAAUUAAAAAUGAAACACACUAAGGCAGUAUUUUUGAACUGCUGCGAGCAGAUUCCUGUUGAAAAAUGGGAAACAAACUUAAGUGGGUGCGUUCUUUAUGCUAGUGCAUUUUUAUUAGCUUGCAUAAGAAAAAGGCAUCUUCCACAUUAUUUUAUACCAUCGUUCAAUUUAUUUGAGAACUAUAAGGAGGAAGAUCUUGAUUCCAUAUUUAUUCAAAUCGAAGCUAUACGGUUGUUUCCAGUGCAGACUAUACAAUUUCUUACUGAAAAUUAUGGAUACACAUACGGAGCAAGCCUGUCAAGAUUGGUUUUACAGGACUGUAGAAGAUUUGCAUCAAGUAGAGAAAUAUUAUCAACUUAUUACGAUGUUUUCGUUCCUGGAACAAUUAGAACAGUAAAAUUUUUAACAAGACAAGGCUAUUAUAAAGCAGCUUAUUUUCUUCUCCACGACACUUAUGAGUCACGUCUUUGUUUUACAUGUACAAAGCCUAGCGAUUUGAAUUGUAAUUUCACAGAAUUUUUCUGUCGUGCUCUCAAAGAAAUUCACCAGGAAGCCUCUCAGAUUAUUUUGGCAAAAAGGUUUCAAAACGAAUAUGGUGUAGACAUACUGGAUUCUGUCAUGUCAACAGGUCCUCUUUUCGUGGAGGAUAUCUUACCAUGGGGGGUAAACUACGAGAUUGCCAGGCUGCAUAUACCAAUAGAAAAAACGUCGAAUUUCGAAUUAAUUGGAGAUUUUUUUUACGAAUAUAGUAAAACUGAAGUAAAGAGAUUUAACAGCGACCUAGCUACGCUAGGUAUCUCGGAAGCAAUUCGAUGUUUCGAAAGAGCUAUUCAAGAGGGACCUAUGAUUGAUGUCGAAAUAGAUGACGAAGCUUUAAUAAAAGAUAUUCAGUCUCAGAAGUCCGAAAUGAUGAAAAGACUGAAAGAAAAAUUGAUGUUUUGCUACAUCCAUACCAUGAGGAUUUCCAAAAUGCACCGGACAUUCCUGCCACUGGAAAUGUAUAUGCCUGCAAUAGAAGAAUUGUGUCAAGAAUUGCCAGAUAUGAGUGGAAUCGUCAGUAUUAUGUACCAGUACUUACUUUUUCCUGGUAAACAGAAGGAAUACGAAAAGCGUUUUGAUAGUUUCUUAGGAGCAGGUAGGUAAAUAUUGCAGCUAAGUUUGCUAAUCCUUUGAAUAUGAUAUUUAAAUGCAAUAUGAUUUCAUCUACUCUAUUUCCUUC